AUGGCGAGUCUCCUGCGCUUAAAACUCCUCACAGUAGUACUUUUCCUUUCUCUCCAUCUUCUUGUUCACGCCACAUCGUCUUUAGCGACGACCAGUGGCAAUACUGUGCCGCCCUCGUCAAUAAUUAGCGACGAUAAUGUUCCGGUGGCUAAUCGUUCGAGUUUCCCGGCGGGAUUCCUCUUUGGUUCGGCGUCGUCGUCUUACCAGGUGGAGGGCGCGGUAUCUGAAGACGGAAAAGGACCUAGCAAUUGGGAUGUUUACACUAACAAGUAUCGAGGGGAACAAGACGAUUCGUCGUCAACGCAUAUUCGUCUUCGUGGUGCAGGCAUGCAUCGACCAUCUCGCUUUCUCGUGAGCUCUGAUGAUCACCAUUCUGAUUCGAAGCCCAAAGAUGGAACGGUGGAAGGAGGUGUGAAUCAAGAAGGGAUAGAGUACUACAACAAUCUCAUCAACGAACUUCUUGCCAAUGGCAUCAAACCUUUUGUAACCAUUUUUCAUUUCGACCUCCCUGAAGCCCUGGAAAGAGAAUAUGCCGGCUUCCUUAGCCCUAAAGUUGUGAAAGACUUCGUUGCAUACGCGGAUAUUUGCUUCAAGCACUUCGGAGAUCGAGUUCAACACUGGGUCACAAUCAACGAGCCUCUGUCGUACAGUUUAUUUGGCUACGCCCAGGGGACGAUGGCUCCCGGUCGAUGCUCGAAAUGGAUGAACCUAAAUUGCCCCGGGGGAGACGCAGCCACCGAGCCAUACAUAGUCGGACACCACCUCCUCCUUUCUCAUGCCAACGCCGUGAAAUUGUACAGAGAGAAAUAUCAAGCGACACAAAAGGGCGAGAUCGGCACCGCCCAGGUGGUGCAAUGGGGCCUCCCUCUCUCCGAUUCGAAGCAGGAUCGCGAAGCAACGCAACGAAGAAUCGAUUUCACGCUAGGAUGGUUUCAGGAUCCACUGGCCACUGGAGACUAUCCACCGUCGAUGAGAGAUCUCGUGGGGGAAAGAUUGCCCGAAUUCUCGAAGGAGGAAUCCGAGAUGUUGAGAGGCUCCUUCGACUUCGUGGGGUUGAACUACUACACGUCUUACUACAUUUCCGACGCUCCUCCUUCAAAAUCUAUGCCCAAGAGCGCAACGACGGAUUCUCAAACCAGUUUUUCACCCGAGAAGAAUGGUGUCGACAUCGGACCAAAGGCAGGGAUAUCUUGGCAGUACAUUUAUCCCAAAGGGAUUCGAGAUGCGGUUCUCUACACAACAAAGAAGUAUAGUAACACGCCCGUUUACAUAACUGAAAAUGGCAUGGGUGAGCUCAAUAACGAAACAUUAAGCAUCAAGGAUGCUCUUAAUGAUACUCUACGAGUAGAUUUUUACCGUCAACAUAUCGCAUACCUCAGCAGUGCAAUCAAGGGAGGUGCAAAUGUGAAAGGGUAUUUUGCUUGGUCACUGAUGGACAACUUUGAAUGCUCCAGUUUGACGCCGUCGACGUUUAGCGACAAGCACAAUAGCGAUGUACUCGAACAUGUUCCGGCUGUCGCUAACCGUACGAGCUUCCCGGCGAGCUUCCUCUUCGGGACGGCGUCGUCGGCUUACCAGUAUGAAGGCGCUGCAGCUGAAGGUGGUAAAGGGCCAAGCAUGUGGGAUGCUUACACUUCCAAAUACCCAGGCAUCAAACCUUUUGUUACCCUCUUUCACUGGGACACUCCCCAAGCCCUUGAAAACGAAUAUGAGGGCUUCCUUAGCUAUAAAGUUGUAAAAGAUUUUGUUGCGUACGCCGAUGUUUGUUUCGAGCACUUUGGCGAUCGAGUUCAGCAUUGGGUUACAUUCAACGAGCCCAUAUCUUACAGUUCGUAUGCCUAUGGCAUGGGGAUGAUGGCGCCUGGCCGAUGUUCACCAUGGAUGAACUUGAACUGCACAGGUGGAGACUCGGCCACUGAGCCAUACAUUGUUGCACACAACCUCCUCCUCGCUCAUGCUGCGACCGUAAAAUUGUACAGAGAGAAAUAUCAAGCAACACAAAAGGGUGAGAUGGGCAUUGCCCAUGUGUCGCAAUGGGGUAUUCCUCUCUCUGAUUCUAAGCAAGAUCACAAAGCUACACGACGAGGAAUGGAUUUCAUGCUAGGAUGGUUUAUGGACCCAUUGGCCACAGGAAACUAUCCACGAUCGAUGAGAGCUAUCGUGGGGAAGCGAUUGCCCAAAUUCUCAAAGGAGGAAUCCAAGAUGUUGAAAGGCUCCUUUGAUUUUGUGGGGUUGAACUACUACACAACUUUCUAUGUUUCCAAUGCACCACCUUCUAACCCUCUGUUCUCAAGCUCAACGACUGAUUCUCGAACCAAUGCUUCACGCAUGGGCGAGGUCAAUAACGAAACAAUGAGCCUCACGGAAGCUCUUAAUGAUACCUUAAGAGUAGAUUUCUAUCGUCAGCAUCUCGCUUAUCUCAACAGUGCAAUCAAGGAUGGUGCAAGGGUGAAAGGGUUCUUUGCUUGGUCAUUGUUGGACAACUUUGAAUGGACGAAGGGCUACACGAUUCGAUUCGGCAUUAAUUAUGUGGACUACAAAAAUGGGCUCAAACGAUAUCCUAAGCAAUCUGCCCUUUGGUUCCGAAGAUUCCUGAAGAAUUGA
This is a messenger RNA of Linum tenue, 2604 nucleotides long. The record is from the annotation of a GenBank genome assembly. Lineage: Eukaryota; Viridiplantae; Streptophyta; Magnoliopsida; Malpighiales; Linaceae.